ACCUGAACAUCGUCUGCUUCUUGAAGUGUUUUGAAUUUUGUGGUUUUGGCCUUUUGCUUAUUUCUUUUAAAUCGAAAAAAACAAAAUAAAAGUCUACGAAAACAAAUUAAGUAUCUGUGAAAAUGCUCAAUCUUUUUUUAAAGAAAAACAAACUGUUUCAUCUCAACAAAUGUUAUCAUCAAUUUUCUAGUUCUUCAAAAGACAUUUGGAAAACAAAUGAAACAAAGCUAAGGUGUUUUCACACACCAAGAUCACAUCAAAGUCUCAUACUUGGAAUAGAAACUAGCUGUGAUGAUACAGGUGCCGCAAUUGUUGACUCUAAAGGCAACAUAAUAGGAGAGGCCUUGCAUUCUCAACUGCAAACCCACUUGGCUAUGGGUGGGAUUAUUCCUCCAAUAGCAAGAGAUCUACAUAUUCAAAAUAUCUCUCAAAUUGUGGAAACGGCCCUUCAAAAUGCAAAUUUAAAAGUCAAAGAUCUUGACGCUAUUGCAGCAACAGUAAAACCAGGAAUGCCGCUUUCCCUGGUAGUAGGCACUGAAUUUGCCAAGAAACUGUGCAAAACAUGGAAUGUUCCAUUCAUACCUAUUCAUCACAUGGAAGCCCAUGCCCUGACAGCUCGAAUGGUGGAAAAGGUCGAUUUCCCCUUUCUAGUGCUCUUAGUCUCUGGUGGACACUGUUUACUGGCUGUGGCGAAAAAUGUCGAUGAAUUUCUCUUGCUGGGAGAAAGCGUCGACAGUGCCCCUGGAGAAGUGCUCGAUAAAGUUGCUAGAAGACUCAAAUUGAGAAACAUGCCUGCCUUUUCUACUUUAUCCGGUGGGAAAGCUAUUGAAAUGUUGGCUACGCAAGGCGACGUUACUUCCUUUGAAUACGGAAAUCAACCAAUGUUUAAAUAUAAUGACUGUUCCUUUAGCUUCACCGGAUUGAGAGAAAAAGUCUACAAACAUAUAGGACGCGAAGAAAUCAUUCACAACACGGAAGCAGAUCAAGUGCUACCGUCUGCUGCCAACUUGUGCGCAAGUUUCCAGCACGCUCUAUUUUCCCACAUCUGCAGACGACUACAACGCGGAAUGCAUUACGUGGACAUGAAACAAAUGAUACCGGAAGGCCCAAGAAAGUUGGUUGUAUCCGGAGGCGUGGCAUGCAACGACUACUUCCGCAAAUACCUGAGCAUUAUCUGCGCCGAGAUGAGCUACACCCUUGUUUGCCCACCGCCGAAGCUAUGCACCGAUAACGGAAUCAUGAUUGCGUGGAACGGAAUGGAAAAAUGGACGGCAGGUAUUGGAAUCGCCAAAAAUGCCGACGACAUCGACGCCAUAGACAUUGAACCCAAGGCGAAAUUAGGCGUCGAUAUGACAGAAGACGUGCGGAACAUGAACAUAUCUCUGAAAAAGAAGUGGAUUAAAUUGCUGCCAAAGAAAGUGAAUGUUAGUCAGUAAUAAAAAUGUCUUAAACUAA
Molecule: messenger RNA, 1455 nt
Organism: Daphnia pulex (common water flea)
Lineage: Eukaryota; Metazoa; Arthropoda; Branchiopoda; Diplostraca; Daphniidae
Gene: Tcs4
Product: probable tRNA N6-adenosine threonylcarbamoyltransferase, mitochondrial
Exons: 9
Coding region: 123-1436 (437 amino acids)
Biological process (GO): tRNA threonylcarbamoyladenosine modification
Cellular component (GO): mitochondrion
Source: RefSeq, a predicted model, not a curated record